CUUCUCCUCCCCCAAUCAAUCCAUCCAAACGAACUGUACGCAUUUGACCCAAAAUCCGUAUCUACUUUCCUACACAUCCAUAUAUAUUGUAUGUAUGUAUGUAUAUAAUCUAAGCUGGUUUGGGGAUGAUGGAAGAACCCGGGAAGCUGAAACGAGCAUUGAUAGAUGCUACGGCAGGGGCGAUCUCCGGCGGUGUGUCUCGUACAGUAACGUCUCCAUUAGAUGUCAUUAAGAUCAGAUUCCAGGUUCAGCUGGAACCCACUUCAUCAUGGGCCUUGCUACACAAAGAUGUAUAUGUAAGAUCGAAAUAUACUGGGAUGUUGCAAGCAACCAAAGACAUCUUUAGAGAGGAAGGUUUCCGGGGUUUCUGGCGUGGUAAUGUCCCAGCUCUUCUUAUGGUUAUGCCAUAUACUUCCAUACAAUUCACAGUGUUGCAUAAAUUGAAGACAUUUGCAUCUGGUUCUUCCAAGAAAGAACAUCACAUUCGUAUAAGUCCUUACCUGUCUUAUAUCAGCGGAGGAUUAGCCGGAGCUGCAGCUACUGUUGGAUCAUAUCCAUUUGAUCUUCUAAGAACCAUUUUGGCUUCCCAGGGUGAGCCAAAGGUGUAUUUGAACAUGAGGUCUGCAUUAGUCGAUGUAAUCAGAACUCGUGGCUUUCAAGGGUUGUAUGCUGGAUUGUCAACUACUUUGGUUGAGAUUGUUCCUUAUGCUGGGAUGCAGUUUGGAACCUAUGAUACAUUCAAGCGCUGGACCAUGGGAUCGUCCCAUGUACGAAUAUGUCCAAUAUAGCUGCUUGAUGCUUCUGCUGUUUGGAAAUAUGGAUCCCUGAAGUCUGUACUGAUGCAUUCGACUGCUUCUAGUAGGGAUCUUCAAGCGAUCCUUGGGAUUAGUCCUGACUCGCAAAGACUCAGGAAAAAUAGGAAUCAUGGACACCUUGUCUAUGUAUGCAUGGACUGGAACCGGUUCAGAUCUUCUGAUGAAAACCCCUCGGCUGAUGUCCUUCCGAGCUUCCAGCUCUUUCUCUGCGGCUUAGCAUCUGGCACAUGUGCCAAAGCUGUAUGUCACCCCCUUGAUGUGGUCAAGAAGAGGUUCCAGGUUGGUUCCCUGAGCCCAGCCUUCUUAAACUAAGUGAUAUCUGUACUUGCACUUUAUAUAUCGACAAGUAUAUGAAGAUUUUUCUUAUUGUCUAUUUUGUUGGGUUAGGGAGGAGAUUCAAACAUCGAAAUGGUGAAUUAGUUAUCACCAAGCAUCAAGUUUUCAGCAGUUGGUACAAAAUGCUUUUUUUCCUUUGACUAAACACGCAUCAAGGCCAAAGCGGAAAGGGAAAAUUUCAUUUAUACCCCCUAUAAUUAGGUUUGAAUUCAAUAACACUUUCUCCCAAUUCUGAAACUUCAAUGUCACCCCCUAUCAGUGUUUGUCGAAUUACGGCAUUAACGGCAAUUGAUAAUUUAAAGAAAUAUCCCAAAAUAUUUUAUUAGGUAAAUUUUAUCCACACCCUUUGUAAAAUAUACAUAACUUUAACGACA
This is a messenger RNA of Ilex paraguariensis (yerba mate), 1525 nucleotides long. The record is from the annotation of a GenBank genome assembly. NCBI's taxonomy places the organism in Eukaryota, Viridiplantae, Streptophyta, Magnoliopsida, Aquifoliales, Aquifoliaceae.